AUGGACCCAAACUUUGCAUCGCUUGGCAAGAGCACCACCGCCAAUGGCGUUCCCUCAGCCCGCCGCAGCAGCGUCAUCCAACACGAUAACGGCUCCCACAGCAGCAGCGGAUCGAGACGGAGCGCCUGCGACCGCUGCCGCGCCCACAAGCUGCGGUGCGUGAGGCCGCCCGGCUGCGACUUCCUCAGCGAGGGAGCCGGGGGAGGCUUGCCGGCCUGCGAGAGGUGCGUCAAGGCCGGCGCGGAGUGUCUGCAUACGGUUCGCACGCGACAGGUCUCGAUACGGACCAGCGGCUACGAGCGACGAGGGUCCAUGGGUUCGGUGUCGCCCCCUAUUGUCUAUCAGCGGCCCACCGACGAUGCCCUCCCCCCCGGACCGGGAGGUAGCCACAUGUACCCGGAUACCAGCACGCGAUCAUCAUACCGCACCACCCCGAUGUCACAAUGCCCAGGCGAAGGUCGAGCAACACAGCAGCAGCAGCACGGAAGGCCGAGCCAUGGGUCAUCACGACGGCAGGACAGCUUCCCUCGCACCAUGGCCGCGGACCCAUCCGGUGCGGAGCUGUCCGCAAUCAGUGGAGGCUUCCCCGGCAUGGUCUUUGCGGGCGUCGAUGCAGGCGUGAAGUCAAACCCCGGGGGGCGCAACAGCAACAUCCCCUUUGGUAUCAGCGAUCACGACCUUUCUUCAUUGAGCCACUGGCCCGAGUGCGACCCUGCCCUGACCAACAUCUUUGGCCAAGAUCUAAGCGACUUGACUAACACCGCCACCACUACCACGGUCCCGGCGAAGAGCACCAGUGCACCUGUCGUCGAAUCAAAUGAGAACCCGAAAGCGACUACACGAGGGCCAACCACGACUACUACGAGUGAUCGGUGUGAAACCAAAGACGAGUGUCUGCAGCGGCUCACCGAGCUGACAUCGCUUCUGCUGAGAUGUUUCAGCCUCACGGAAGACCACCCCGUCGAGCUCGAGGAUCUGCUCGCCUACUCGCCGGGCGGGAAGACCCGUGCCGCCGCCGAAGCCAAUGAGGAAGAGUCCGAAACGGGGAAGAACAUGGUCGGCGUGCUAUUGGAAAGUUCUCAGGUCUUUCUGGAUACCUUAGAGCGUCUCAAGGGACUGCAGACCCCGCCACGGCAAGACAAGCAAAGCGACUGCUCGUCCCCCAGCUCGGAGUACUCCUAUGUUGACUCGCCGGAGGAGAUGGACGUGUUCUCAAACGACGGGACGGCAAAUACGCACGAGUCUCUACCCAUGCCCCACAGGCGCCCGGGGGAUGAAGAUCGGACCGGAGACGGGAUGGAUGAUCUGCUCAAGAGUCCGGGGGCACCUCACUCCCGCAGCCAGGCAGCGACGGCGGCCCCUAUGCUGCUCUCAUCCCAACACAGCGGCUUCUUCAGCAUGCCGACGACCUUCACCAUCAUCAGCUGCUACAUGUGGCUCUUCCGCGGCUACGAGGCCGUCUUUGCCGCCAUCCACAACGCCCUCCUAACGCAAAAGUACCAACGGCAUCAAUGUACACCCGAAAGCAGCAGCAGCAGCAGCAGCAGCACGAACCAGCGACACACCGGCAAGGGCAUGGGGCCGGUGAUAUUGCCCGACAUCAACAUUGGCGGGUUCGGCCUCAACUGCCACCCGCACCUGCAGAUUGAGAUGCUCAUCCACGUCAGCUGCCAGAUGCUGCAGCGGAUUGAGGCCGUGCUGGGCAUCGACCCCGCAUCGCGCGAGAGCACCCUGGCGGAUGCGCAGCAGAAUGGCGUGCUCAACCUGACGAGCGCACCGACGCUGCUUCACACGUUUCUGCACGGCGCCAACAGGGGUGGCGGCGGGGAGGGGCCCAACUCGGCGCGGCUGUCACUGGUCCGCGGGAUUGUGAAGAGCAUCCGGCAUACUUUACGAGGUGGACGUGGUUAG
Molecule: messenger RNA, 1911 nt
Organism: Colletotrichum gloeosporioides
Lineage: Eukaryota; Fungi; Ascomycota; Sordariomycetes; Glomerellales; Glomerellaceae
Product: Cytochalasin cluster regulator ccsR
Exons: 1
Coding region: 1-1911 (636 amino acids)
Biological process (GO): regulation of DNA-templated transcription
Molecular function (GO): DNA-binding transcription factor activity, RNA polymerase II-specific; zinc ion binding
Source: RefSeq, a predicted model, not a curated record